Molecule: messenger RNA, 821 nt
Organism: Lingula anatina
Lineage: Eukaryota; Metazoa; Brachiopoda; Lingulata; Lingulida; Lingulidae
Product: calcineurin subunit B
Molecular function (GO): calcium ion binding
Source: RefSeq, a predicted model, not a curated record
UGGGUUCAAUAAUGCACUUGAAUUUAAUACAUGUAGUUGGGAGAGUACAUUUCCAUGUAAGUCAUUGGAUACAUAUAAAACAUAAUUUACUAUUAUUUAGUAAAUUUAGGCGAUCAUAAACUAUAAAAUCCUAAACCUUACCCAAGAAGAUAGGAAGAUACAUUCUGCGAGACGAACCUGAAAAUGUAACACUGGUGAGCGAGUAGAACGGGGGAAAUCCGCGAGGUACCAGGUAAUUCUAAUGGGUGGUGGAAUUUCACAGCUGUCAGAAGAGCAGAUUAAAGAACUCACGGAACAAACACCGUUUAAUGCUAAAGAGUUGGCCAAGUUGUUAAAGCGAUAUUCACACUAUGAUAACUCUGAAAAAGGUGACUUAGGUGUAUCACUGGAAGAGCUCCUGAAGAUACCUGAACUCAUUGGAUAUUCACUGAUUCCAGCAGUUGCACAGCUGUUUGUAUUAGACUCCGGUCGAAUCUAUCCAGAGCAGUUCAUAUACAUGUUUUCUGUAUUGAACUCGAGGACUACAGUGGAGAAGAAAAGAGAUUUGGCCUUUAAGCUGGCAGAUACCAACAAACAGGGUGUGCUAAAUAAGUCGGAUGUGAUUGGAUUCUUGGGUCUGCUUUAUGCAGGUGCUCUUUCUGCCAAAGAAGUUGAAUACUUGGCAGAGAAGAUCUUACAGAGAGAGGAUCUGGAUGAACAAGGGCAGCUUUCUCGUACUGACUUUGAUAAGUUUGUGUCAGAUGCAGAACUGAAAGAGCAGUUAACAGUUGACUUACAGCUUCAGUAAUGCUGCGUGCAACUUAACCAACAUCAAUGUCAAA